UCCUACCCUCCGGUACCCUUUUCUCCGGACCCCUCAUCACUCCCACGCUCCCUCCCCGCUUUUCUCACCAUCUUUCUCCUCACCAUCUUGCCUCCACGAGUUUAUCCGCGCUGUAUUUCUUCGAUAUACAGUUCUUUUUUCUUUUUUUUUUUUGUUCGAAAGCAAUUCGAAAAGAUUCGUUGCUUUUCGCUUUGGAUCGGUUUCGCUUCGGAUUCUUUUCCGUAGAAAAAAGGAAAAAACGUUUUUUUUCGGUGGUUGCAUGGUCCACGAGAAAUAUCAUCGGCAAGGAUAUAUCAUCGAUUGACGACGACGACGACGACGACGUCGACGUUCGUCGACGGUGGUGGUGCAGUGAAGGUGGUAAUGGUGGUGUAUCGAGGCAAGCCGAAAAAGGAAUCGGUUAAAAAGGUGGAGGGGGAGAGGGAGGGGAGGUGGAGGUGGAGGUGGAGGAGGAAAGGAAGCAGUAGACGAAGCGAAAACUAAAAGAAGAAGAGGACGAAGAAGAAGAAGAAGAAGAAGAGGAAGAGGAGAAGGAGGAGAAGGAGGAGGAGGAGGAGGAGAAGGAGGAGGAGGAGGAGGAGGAAGAAGAAGAAGAAGAAGAAGAGAAAGAAGCAGAUGAAGGUGAAUGGUGGGGCUGUCUUCUCUACUCCUUAGUACAUUUCUGGUGGGGGUAAGGCAACACUCAAAGUUCGUGGUGACGUAGUUCUGGCAGGAACGCGACGCGUUUUUGUCCCCGCCGGAAGGAAAUAGCAGCUUCCUAGAUUCUGAUCGCGUCUCAUCUUUGGUGUUUUUCAUCGAGGCGAACGUACGAGAGUACGAGAGGGGAAAAAAAGGAGACAGAUUCGAAUCACGAAAGGAUCUGGAAUAUAGGUUAGAAAAGGAAGCGAGAGAAGAAGAGAAAAGAAGAGGCGAGGCGAGGCGAGGCUAGAAGAGGAUUGGAAAAGAUAGGCGGAAGAGAAGUAGCGGGAUCGAGUGGAAGUAAACGAAACGAAAGAGGGAAGAAGCGGAGUGAAGGGGUGGUGGGGGAUAUCUAGUUAAAGAGACCGGAAGCGGAGGGUUUCUCUUCCGGGAAUUUCUCGAUCGUGAUAAGGACCAUUUGCGUGCCCAAAAGAUUACAUUCGCCGUCAGUCAAAGCAAACGAGAAAAUUUGAUUGUUUUUUCAUGGUUUCCCAGUGGCCCGGAAAGAGAUCAUGAGGAUUUCGCGCGGUCAAUAUUUGUAUCCGUUCGUGUAUCUCAAAGAGGCUCUUUCGCUUUGAUCGCGGUGUACUCUCGAAGAGCUGGAGAAGAAAGAAGCCGAGAAACAGACGGAGGAGGAAGAGGAAGAAGAGGGCUGCAACUUGGCCGAAGAAGAAGAAGAAAACGAUCGUGGUUCGGUGAAGUGUCGGCAGAAGCGAAGACCAGAUACGAGAAAGUAGUCGAGAGUGGACGGUCGAGGAGAUCGGGUGCUCGAUAAAGAAUUUCUCCUUCGAGAUCGGGGAAAAGGAUCGUCCGGAAUAAUUUUUUUCCAAGGAGCACGUGUGAGCCGAGAUCGCGCGUUACCGAGAUAUCGAUACGUCACGCGUAUCGCAAGUCACAAUCCAAUUUUUUCGCCGGUUUCGUAGGUCAGGAAUCUUAGUGGCGUUCAGCGGCACGGUUGUGAAAACGCAAGACGACAUUCCGACAUACCGCCACCAUUUUCCGACUGAUAUUCGCUCUCACGAGUCGAGAACGAUCGUCUUCCGAUCCGAUCCAGGGGACACAGACGGCCUUCAGAGAAGGGAAGCGAUCGGCAAUUGUCGAAGUUACACCACCGAGGGGCGGAGGGGAUGGAGAUGCGCCUCGUUCUCGUGGCGAUCUGCCUCCUUCUCGUUACCCCCAUCGCCGGCUCUUUCUGGACCGUUGGAAAUCAGGUGGUGAUGGAUCCGAUGCUUAUCUGCAAGAAGACUAGGAGGUUGAGGGGCAAGAUGGCGGACAUCUGUCGCAAAGAGCCUUCGCUGCUGAAGGAGAUCGCGAGAGGGGUACAGGUCGGGACCAAAGAAUGUCAGUACCAAUUUCGAAAUCGCAGAUGGAAUUGUACCACAAUCAGGAGAUCCCUCAGGAAGAUCUUGUUGCGCGAUACCAGGGAGACGGGUUUCGUGAACGCCAUCACCGCGGCCGGGGUAACAUACGCGGUCACCAGAGCCUGCACUAUGGGACAUCUCGUCGAAUGCUCUUGCGACAAGAUGACGUCCAAAGGUAAUAAGCUCGCCAAAUUGAGCCGCACCGUCGAAAUGGAGAAGAGUUUGCCGACCGAGGGUGACUGGGAGUGGGGAGGUUGCGGCGACAACGUGAAAUUCGGCUUCAAGAAGUCGCGAGACUUCAUGGACGCUCCUUAUCGAAAACGCAGCGACAUCAAGACUCUGGUCAAGCUGCACAACAAUAACGCCGGUCGUUUGGCCAUCAGAGAGUUUAUGAGCACGGAAUGCAAGUGUCACGGUCUCUCCGGAUCGUGCACGGUUCGAACCUGUUGGCGGAAAAUGCCACCGUUCCGGGACGUGGGGAACAGGCUGAAAGAGUCGUUCGACGGCGCGGCCAAGGUGAUACCGAGCAACGACGGGCACAGCUUCAUCACCGAGGGGCCGACCAUCAAGCCGCCGGACAGAUUCGAUCUGAUUUACAGCGAGGACUCGCCCGACUUCUGCAAGCCGAACAGAAAAACGGGCUCGCUGGGUACGCAGGGACGACGAUGCAACUCCACCAGUCAGGGAGUGGACGGAUGCGAGCUCCUCUGUUGCGGCAGGGGAUACGACACGAGGGUCGNCAAGGAGAAGAUCAGUUGCGAAUGUAGAUUCCGGUGGUGUUGCGAGGUCACUUGCAACACUUGUCUGGUCAAGAAAACCAUCAACACGUGCCGUUAAAUCGAAUCGAAUUUUCUCUACUUAUUAUAUAAUAAUAAUUACAUAGACACUUGUAAUAUACGC
This is a messenger RNA of Apis dorsata (giant honeybee), 2939 nucleotides long. RefSeq names its product protein Wnt-6-like. Gene Ontology annotation, biological process: multicellular organism development; neuron differentiation; canonical Wnt signaling pathway. Gene Ontology annotation, molecular function: cytokine activity; frizzled binding. The coding region runs from base 1806 to 2876 and encodes 356 amino acids. Lineage: Eukaryota; Metazoa; Arthropoda; Insecta; Hymenoptera; Apidae. The record is from RefSeq and is a predicted model, not a curated record. Gene Ontology annotation, cellular component: extracellular region. The transcript has 6 exons.